GACAGGUGAAGGACCCACCUUGGGGUCUUCAGGACCACCUUGGACAGGUACCCCCACCAUGGAGGAGCCGCCCGCCGCCUUCUCCUCUUGGGACGACACCUGGAACGACACCUGGAGCGACACCUGGAGCGACACCUGGAACGACACCUGGAACGACACCUGGAGCGACCUCUAUGAGGAUCUGGGCGCGGCCGAGAUCCCGCUGGGCCACCGCUUCGUGCUGGCGCUCUACGCCGUCAUCUUCCUGCUGGGCGUGCUGGGCAACGGCGCCGUGCUCUGGGUGACGGCGGCCGAGCUGCGCCGCACGGUCAACGGCGUCUGGUUCUCCCACCUGGCCCUGGCCGACCUCCUCAGCUGCCUGGCCCUGCCCUUCCUGGCCUUGCCGCUGACCGCCGACCACCACUGGCCCUUGGGCCGCGCGGCCUGCAAGCUGCUGCCCUCGCUGACCGUGCUGGCCAUGUUCGCCAGCGUCCUGCUGCUGACGGCCAUCAGCGCCGACCGCUGCGCCCUGGUCACGCGGCCGGUGUGGUGCCACAACCGCCGCACGCCCGCGCUGGCCGCCGCCGCCUGCGCCGCCGCUUGGGCGGCCGCCGCGCUGCUGACCGUCCCCUCCUUCGUCUUCCGCACCGUCCGGCUCGACCCCUUCUCGGCCAAGGCCACCUGCGUGCUGUCCUACGGCGCCGUCCGGCCGCACCAGCGCGGCGCCGAGCUGGGCACCGCCGUCGUCCGCUUCCUCUGCGGCUUCCUGGGGCCCUUCGCGGUCAUCUCGGGCUGCUACGGCCGCCUCUUGAGCCGCGUCCGGGCGCGCGGCUUGGGCCGGUCGCAGAGGGCCACCAGGACGGUGCUGGUGGUCAUCGUCAGCUUCUUCGCGUGUUGGCUGCCCUACCACGUGGUGGGGCUGGUGCUGGCGGCCAGCGCGCCGCACACCGCGGCCUUCCGCGGCGCCCAGGCCGCCGACCCCGCGGUGGCCGGGCUGGCCUACGUCAACGGUUGCGUCAACCCCAUCAUCUACCUGGUGAUGGGGCGGGGCCUGGGCCAGGUGAGGCGCUCGUGGCGGGCGCUGCUCAAGGGGGUGCUCAGCGAUGACCCCACCAGCGUGGCCGGGAACGGCCGGGCUCGGAGCGCGGCCACCACCGAGGAGGGCACUGAGGGCACGGUGGUGUGAGGGGUGGUGGUCGUGG
Messenger RNA from Vidua chalybeata, 1181 nucleotides. Its product is annotated as C5a anaphylatoxin chemotactic receptor 1-like. The record is from RefSeq and is a predicted model, not a curated record. Gene Ontology annotation, biological process: complement receptor mediated signaling pathway; chemotaxis; phospholipase C-activating G protein-coupled receptor signaling pathway. The transcript has 2 exons. NCBI's taxonomy places the organism in Eukaryota, Metazoa, Chordata, Aves, Passeriformes, Viduidae. Gene Ontology annotation, cellular component: plasma membrane. Bases 59 to 1165 code for a protein of 368 amino acids. Gene Ontology annotation, molecular function: complement component C5a receptor activity; G protein-coupled receptor activity.